Micromonas pusilla CCMP1545 is the source of this 489-nucleotide messenger RNA. RefSeq lists its product as uncharacterized. The transcript has a single exon. Lineage: Eukaryota; Viridiplantae; Chlorophyta; Mamiellophyceae; Mamiellales; Mamiellaceae. The coding region runs from base 1 to 489 and encodes 162 amino acids. The record is from RefSeq and is a predicted model, not a curated record.
AUGGGGCAGCAGUCGAACAGCGGCAAGGCGCGCACGAAGCGCGAUGGGAUCCCGAACAACCCGAAGAUGCGGAAACAGAUGAAGAAGAUCGCGAGCGAUAAGAAGGAGGGGAUGACGUACGCGAAGAGGAGGGCGAUGCGCGAGGCGGCGGGGCUCGUGAAGAAGAACGAGUCCGACGACACGAAUUUCGGCGCCGCGGGGAUGAAACUCAAGGCGGACAAGAAAGGCCCGCUGGAGAUUCGAUACCGCGCGCUCGCGAAGAAGAUUCGGCAGUGCGAGGAUUUGGAGAAGAAGAAGAAGGAGGGCGCGACGUUAGAUCAGUGGCAGCUCGCGAAGCUGCGGAAGAAGCCGUUCUUGAAGGCGGAGCUGAAAAAUCUCAUGAAGGCCGCGGGGGGCGGCGGGGAGGACGAGGAGGAGGAGGAGGAAGAGGAGAGCGACGAGGAGGAGGAGGAGAGCGACGAGGAGAUGGAGAGCGAUGAGGACGAGUGA